Molecule: messenger RNA, 1066 nt
Organism: Pezoporus flaviventris
Lineage: Eukaryota; Metazoa; Chordata; Aves; Psittaciformes; Psittacidae
Gene: RABL3
Product: RAB, member of RAS oncogene family like 3
Exons: 8
Coding region: 71-781 (236 amino acids)
Biological process (GO): intracellular protein transport
Cellular component (GO): endomembrane system
Molecular function (GO): GTPase activity
Source: RefSeq, a predicted model, not a curated record
UGAGGGAAGCGGCAGGAACGUGCGCUGCGAUUGGCGGAGGUGUCCGGGGUGGUUGCCAGCCUGGGAUAAGAUGGCGGCCUUGGACAGGGUCAAGGUGCUGGUGUUGGGCGACUCCGGUGUCGGGAAGUCUUCGCUUGUUCACCUCUUAUGCCACAACCAAGUGUUGGGAAACCCAUCCUGGACGGUGGGCUGCUCGGUGGAUGUUCGAAUCCAUGACUACAAAGAGGGGACUCCAGAAGAGAAGACCUACUACAUUGAGCUGUGGGAUGUUGGAGGUUCUGUGGGUAGUGCCACUAGUGUGAAAAGCACACGAGCAGUAUUUUAUAAUUUGCUGAAUGGGAUAAUAUUAGUGCAUGACUUAACCAAUAAGAAAUCAUCCCAGAAUUUGUAUCGCUGGUCUUUGGAAGCACUCAACAGAGAUAUCGCUCCAACAGGAGUUCUCGUGACAAAUGGGGACUAUGACCGUGAACAGUUUGCUGAUAACCAGAUUCCACUGCUGGUAAUAGGAACUAAGCUGGAUCAGAUCCCAGAAACUAAACGGAAUGAAGUUUUGACCAGAACAGCUUUUUUGGCUGAGGAUUUCAACGCUGAAGAGAUUAAUUUGGAUUGCACCAAUCCUCGUUACCUGGCUGCAGGUUCAUCCAAUGCUGUCAAACUAAGCAGGUUUUUUGAUAAGGUCAUAGAGAAGAGAUACUUCUUAAGAGAUGGCAAUCAGAUUCCUGGCUUCUCUGAAAGGAAAAGAUUUGGAGGAGGAACACUGAAGAGCCUUCAUUAUGACUGAACACUUAAGAAGUGGAGGGUGACCUCUCAGAGUUCCUAACAACAUUCCUAUUCCGACUGGAUGCUUAAAGACAAUAAUGCUUAUAUCAAGCAGAAUAAAAUGAUAUAGGCUGCUGAAGCUACUUUUGCUGGAAAAGACUUAAGGAAAAAUUCCCAAAACUUUCUAAUCAGAAACCUAGAGUGUUUCUUAGGAUUGCAGGCCUUGUGGAUAUAUGGGAACAUUUGGGGAAAGCGUGCAAUAAAUUGAAUGCCUCUCACACUGCUGUGGGAAACUUUAUCAUACACA